GUCCGCCUGUCAUUCCCCAGUCUUCGGAUUGGAAAUUUGAAAUUAAGAUUUAUUUUCUCUUCGAUUUUCCUUCGUUUUCCUGGGAAUUUCCCUCGUCUUUCUUCCUCCGAUCAACGAUUCUCUAUUCUUUUACGUGGACAUUGAACUAACCUGAAAUUCUUGGUUUCGUUCCCGCUUGGUUUCAGCCCCAUAUUCGUUAAGGAGAUUUCCUGUCGAAAUAAGCCGGUCAAAAUCUUUGAUUUCCUUCGUGUAAGAUCGUACCAAAUUUGGAGGAUUUUUGAGAGUUUAUUUCUCCAGAAUUUUGCGAUACGAGAUGGCUAACCAAGGCGGGCCAUCGAGGAGGAGUCUAUCUGUGUCGACUUCGUCGUUGCACAGGAAGAAACCUUCUGAGAUUACCGUAGGCGGUUCCGACAUCUCCCGGAGAUCUCUUACUGUUCCUCGUCCUUCUUUGACUUUGACGGGAGAGCGAACUGUCAAACGGUUGAGGCUAUCGAAAGCCCUUACAGUUCCAGAUACCACAACCAUCCUUGAUGCUUGUAAACGGAUGGCUUCUCGUCGAGUUGAUGCCUUGUUAUUGACUGAAUCUAAUGGAUUGCUUUGUGGGAUUCUUACAGACAAGGACAUAGCGUUAAGAGUGAUAGCACAUGACGUUAAUCCUGAGGAAACACCUGUUUCCAAAGUUAUGACCAGGAACCCUGUUUUUGUACUUUCUGAAACGCUGGCUGUCGAAGCCCUUCAAAAGAUGGUGCUAGGAAAAUUCAGACAUCUUCCUGUUGUAGAAAAUGGAGAAGUCAUUGCUUUAUUAGAUAUAGCAAAAUGUUUGUAUGACGCGAUUGCUCGUAUGGAGAGGGCAGCAGAGAAGGGUAAGGCCAUAGCUGCUGCUGUUGAAGGCGUUGAGAAGAGCUGGGGAACAACCUCAUCAGUUCCCAACACCUUUAUCGAAACACUGCGAGAGCGGAUGUUUAGACCUUCGUUAGCAACAAUUAUCCCGGAGAAUACAAAGGUUUUGAAAGUAUCAGCAGCUGAUACAGUGAUGACAGUGGCACAGAAAAUGCUUGAAUUCCGAGUGAGCAGUGCAGUUGUGAUGGCAGAGGACAAGAUUCAAGGGAUUGUAACUUCAAAGGAUAUAUUGAUGCAGGUUGUGGCCGAAAACCUCCCUCCAGCUGAGACAACAGUGGGGAAGAUUAUGACUCCGAACCCAGAAUGUGCAACAGUUGACACGCCAAUUGUUGAUGCUCUGCACAUCAUGCAUGAUGGAAAGUUCUUGCACCUUCCCAUACUUGACAAAGAAGGGGAAGUGGCUGCUGUUGUUGAUGUAAUCCAUAUUACUCAUGCUGCUGUUGCCAUGGCUGGAAGCACUGCAGCAAUAACUAAUGAGGCGACAAACUCGAUGAUGCAAAAGUUUUGGGAUUCAGCGAUGGCAUUGUCUCCAAAUGAUGACGAUGAUGACUCUAGGAGUGAGGGGUCGUUGAAAAUUGCUUCUGAAGCUGACACAGGCAAAUCUUUCCCUUUCUCGAAUACAUUUUCAUUCAAGAUCGAAGACAAGAAGGGCAGAAUGCACAGAUUCAUAACUGACACCCAGAGUUUGACUGAUGUGAUAACUGCGAUUCUUCAGAGGGUAGGGGAUGACAUUGACCCGGAUAACUUGCCUCAAAUUUUGUAUGAAGAUGAAGACCAUGACAAAGUCUUGUUAGCAUCGGAUAGCGAUCUUCUUGCAGCCAUAGACCAUGCAAGAUCGAUCGGGUGGAAGGGCUUGAGAUUGCAUUUGGAUUAUCCGAAAAACGGCAUUCGAAGAAGAAGAAGAGCAUCGGGAUUAGAAGAAUCGGUAGAUUAUUACGAGCAGCCGGAUGCGUGGGCUGCGGCCUACAGCGCGGUGGCCGCUGGUGCAGCGUUAGUAGCUGGGCUCGGCGUUAUGGCCUUCUUGAAAAGAUAUGGAAACUGAAAAACAAACAGACAGAACAGAACAAAUCGCAGUAGAAAAUGUUUUGUCGGGAAACAAACAGGUUAAUGUUCUCUCUCCCAAAUACAGAGUACCCAUCUAGCCGUUGAAUUAAAAACGUAUUUUGAUAGAUCA
This is a messenger RNA of Tarenaya hassleriana, 2074 nucleotides long. RefSeq names its product CBS domain-containing protein CBSCBSPB1. Lineage: Eukaryota; Viridiplantae; Streptophyta; Magnoliopsida; Brassicales; Cleomaceae. The record is from RefSeq and is a predicted model, not a curated record. The transcript has 15 exons. Gene Ontology annotation, molecular function: protein binding. The coding region runs from base 314 to 1942 and encodes 542 amino acids.